CCCAUUCCUCAAAGAAAGAAACUGUCUUCCCUUUGUUCCACCAUCUUAGACCUCUUCCUUUCCUCCAUUUAUAUAUAUACACAUGAUCCAUAUCUCUCUCUCUCUAUAUAUAUAUAUAUGCUCAAAAUCAAAACUACUUAAUUAAUUCAGCUGAAGAAUUAAUAAUUAAUCAGAAUGGGUGGAUUUGAAGAAGAAGAAGAAGUAGUAGAACAUCUGUCGUCUCUGCUGCACACUCCGACUUGGGCUGUUGCUACUGUCUGCUUCGUCUUCAUCUUCCUCGGAAUUUUCAUCGACCAUUUGAUUCAUCUCGUCGGACAUUGGCUCAAGAAACAUAAGAAGGCAGCUCUCUACGAUGCAAUAGAGAAGCUCAAAUCAGUGUUGAUGCUCUUAGGUUUCAUGUCACUAAUAUUAUCGAUUACACAAAGCUCCAUAUUGAAAAUAUGCAUACCGGAUAAUGUUGCCGACUCCAUGCUUCCAUGCCGACAAACUUCUCCAACUAAAACUAUACAAGGUUUAGAGCAUAUUAGGACAUUGAAUUCUCAAACUUCAUUAAUCCCUACAAAGGAGGACAUCGAGAUUUCAAGGCAUUUCUCCGAAGCAACUUCUAACUACGAGCAUAAUUGCUCCGAGGGAAAGACUCCAAUGAUGUCGCCAAACGGCAUAAACCAGCUCAAUAUUUUCAUAUUUGUGCUCGCAAUCAUGCAAAUUGUCUCAAGUGUCGCAACCAUGGCCUUAGGAAGGGCUAAGAUGAAGAGAUGGAAAACGUGGGAGAAGGAGACUCAUUCACUUGAAUAUGCAAUAGCUAAUGAUCCUGAAAGAUUUCGAAUCACACGAGAAACAACAUUUGGACGAAGACACGCAACCUCAGAAAAUACAAAUCCAACGCUAAUGUGGAUAAAAUGCUUUCUUCGUCAGUUUUUUAACUCAGUGGCCAAAAUCGACUACCUCACUUUGCGACAUGGCUUCGUUUCGGCUCAUUUUUCUUCAAAUAAUAUCUUCAACUUUCAAAAAUAUAUACAACGAUCCUUGGAGCAUGACUUCAAAGAAGUUAUUGGCAUAAGCCCUAUCAUGUGGUUGGUAGUUGUUAUUUUCUUAGUCCUUGAUGUGCAUGGGUGGAAUGCCUACUUAUGGAUUUCAUUUUUGCCACUUAUUGUAGUUUUGUUCAUUGGAACUAAACUCGGAGUAAUAGUGACAAAAAUGGCGAUCCAUCUGACAAAUCAAAACACUGUAAUAAGAGGAACUCCUUUGGUGCAACCAAAUAACAACCUAUUUUGGUUCGAGAAUCCGCGAUUGGUCUUAAUUAUGUUGCAUUUCGCUCUAUUCAUGAACUCAUUUGAAUUUGCCUUCUUCGUAUGGGUCACGUGGCAAUUUGGACUUGAGUCAUGCUACCAUGAAUAUGUUGAGGUCAUUGUUGUGAGAGUAGUUCUAGCGGUCUUAGUUCAAAUAAUUUGCAGCUACGUAACUCUUCCGUUAUAUGCAUUGGUUACUCAGAUGGGCUCUCAGUACAAAAGCGAAAUACUCGUCGCGCAUACAAUUCAAGGGACACAGAGGAGGAAGGAAAAAGGGAAGAUCGAGUCAUCCAUUCCGGAAUCUAGCAUUCAAAACCAUUCUUCAGUAACAAACAACAACGAUGAAACUUCUUCGCUUGAUGAGUCAUGUUAUGAGCGAAGACAAGAUACGGCGACAAGUUUUGUUUCUCUACACGGAUCUGAGAUCGUAGAAGAAUUCGAAACUAUCUAUCAAUGUCAAAGAGUAGAUACUAAUAGAAGGAAUAGCCACAAUGAAAUUCAGCUUAGUUGAAGAAUGUAAAGGUACUAUAGAACCUCCAUUAUCAAACCCCCGAUACCUCAGCUCACCUGCCACGUAUGGUUCGCCUAG
Andrographis paniculata is the source of this 1878-nucleotide messenger RNA. Its product is annotated as MLO-like protein 3. The record is from RefSeq and is a predicted model, not a curated record. Bases 175 to 1800 code for a protein of 541 amino acids. NCBI's taxonomy places the organism in Eukaryota, Viridiplantae, Streptophyta, Magnoliopsida, Lamiales, Acanthaceae. Gene Ontology annotation, cellular component: membrane. Gene Ontology annotation, biological process: defense response. The transcript is spliced from 15 exons.